AUGUCGCAUGAACGCAGCACGCCAUCAUCUCCCGGAUCAGAGGGCUUUGGUACAGUUCCUCCACCGCUGCCGCCAUCGGCCAGUCAAACUUUUGCGAGGACGUCCUCGAGCUUUCAAAGAGAGAAUGGCACCACACCUUUCGAGCAAUGGGCUAUGGGAAGGUCUGAUGAUAGUUUCAGAGCGUUGGCUGGGGCUACUGGGGGCUUCACAUCAGGGAUAGUGACUUGUCCGUUGGACGUGAUUAAGACGAAAUUACAAGCACAAGGAGGCUUCAGGCCGCAGACGAAUGGAGGCCCUUCACAUGUUGUUUACCGAGGCUUGAUAGGGACUGGCAAAGUAAUCUGGAGAGAAGAGGGGCUGAAAGGGAUGUAUCGAGGUUUGGGACCAAUAAUACUGGGGUAUUUACCGACUUGGGCUGUUUACUUUACGGUUUAUGGAAGAUCAAAACUUUUCUUCGCCAAUUACGUUGACAAUACCUACGGCGUCAACUUUUGUUCUUCCCUUGUCGCUGGAGCGUGCUCCACAAUGGUUACAAACCCAAUAUGGGUGAUAAAGACUCGAUUGAUGUCGCAAGUGAGCAGAAAGGCUACGUCGAAUGAAGCUCGGCCGCCGUGGCAUUACAGGUCCACUUUUGAUGCAGCCAGGAAGAUGUACCGAACCGAAGGGAUUCUGUCAUUCUACUCCGGGCUAACUCCUGCGCUGCUCGGGUUGACGCAUGUUGCCGUUCAAUUUCCGGCAUAUGAAUAUCUGAAGACCAAGUUCACUGGACAGGGGAUGGGCAAGUCCGUAGAAGGUGAUGAUAGCGCUCACUGGCUUGGGAUAUUUUCAGCAAGUGUGCUCAGCAAAGUCAUGGCAAGCUCGGCCACUUAUCCGCACGAGGUCAUCCGGACGAGGUUACAAACUCAACAAAGAACCAUGCCUUCUUCAACAUCUGAAUAUGUCGCAUUUCGAGGUGGGCUUGAAGGGUCUGAAUCUCACGGACCAACCGCGGUCGUUUCAAAAGUCCAGGCGGGUCGCCGAUACAAAGGUCUUGUCAUGACCUUCAAAACGAUAUUAAGAGAAGAAGGCUGGCGAGCUUUCUACGCUGGGAUGGGGACCAACAUGAUGCGAGCGGUUCCGGCUGCAACUACCACUAUGCUCACAUAUGAGUUCGUAAUGAAGAACUUGAAUCACGCCAGAGCCGAAGGGAUACAAAAGUCGAGUGCAUGGUGA
Molecule: messenger RNA, 1212 nt
Organism: Cadophora gregata
Lineage: Eukaryota; Fungi; Ascomycota; Leotiomycetes; Helotiales; Ploettnerulaceae
Exons: 2
Coding region: 1-1212 (403 amino acids)
Biological process (GO): pyrimidine nucleotide import into mitochondrion
Cellular component (GO): mitochondrion
Molecular function (GO): pyrimidine nucleotide transmembrane transporter activity
Source: RefSeq, a predicted model, not a curated record